Messenger RNA from Chroicocephalus ridibundus (black-headed gull), 7140 nucleotides. RefSeq names its product ArfGAP with SH3 domain, ankyrin repeat and PH domain 1 (gene ASAP1). The transcript has 31 exons. Gene Ontology annotation, molecular function: protein binding; GTPase activator activity. The coding region runs from base 540 to 3941 and encodes 1133 amino acids. NCBI's taxonomy places the organism in Eukaryota, Metazoa, Chordata, Aves, Charadriiformes, Laridae. Gene Ontology annotation, biological process: positive regulation of membrane tubulation; positive regulation of GTPase activity; cilium assembly. Gene Ontology annotation, cellular component: podosome; cytoplasm. The record is from RefSeq and is a predicted model, not a curated record.
ACAAACCGCAGGCCAGCCACUUUCCCUGUGUUUCAGUUUUCCUCUUAGCAGAGGGGAUAAUAAAAUUACCCAGCACUCAGGAAUGCUGUAGCUUUAAUUCAUUAAUAUCUAUAAGGAGCUUAGAGAUCCUCCACCAUAAGGGGCUCUGGAAACGCCAACAGAAAUGCUUUGCAUCCCAUUGCUGUUCUCCGACUUUCAAAAUUUCCCGACUGAAUCCACCCAUUCAAGUCAUUUGAGUUCUGAAUUUCCUGACUCGGCAAACUCGAAUCAGCUUUUCACCAUGAUCCCAGGAGCGAAAACGUGCUCUUUGUCAGCGGGAGGAAUCGGGGAGCAGCACUAGGCGGGCUGUGUGCCGCCCGAGCCAGCCGCAGCUCGGGCACCUGCUGGCACUCACGAGUCUGAAUGCACUGAAUGCACGCGGAGAUGCUGGUUUUGCAAACAAAUGGAUUUUGUAAAUCCUGUUAACGUUUCUGUCUGUAAGAGCUUCCCAGCAGAAAAGGAGCGUGUCCACGUAGGUUUCUGGUCGUGACAGAUGAGACAUGAGAUCUUCAGCUUCCAGGCUUUCAAGCUUUUCUUCAAGAGAUUCACUAUGGAAUCGGAUCAUGCCGGACCAGAUCACCGUGUCGGAGUUCAUCGCCGAGACCACAGAGGAUUACAACUCCCCGACCACCUCCAGCUUCACCACCCGCCUGCAGAACUGCAGAAACACGGUCACGCUGCUGGAAGAGGCAUUGGAUCAAGACAGAACUGCACUACAGAAGGUGAAAAAAUCUGUGAAAGCAAUAUAUAAUUCGGGGCAAGAUCAUGUUCAAAACGAAGAAAACUAUGCACAAGUACUAGAUAAAUUUGGAAGUAAUUUUUUAAGUCGGGAUAAUCCAGAUCUUGGCACAGCUUUUGUAAAAUUUUCCACACUUACUAAAGAAUUAUCAACGCUGCUGAAGAACCUGCUCCAGGGUUUAAGCCACAAUGUUAUUUUCACUUUGGAUUCUCUCUUGAAAGGAGACUUGAAAGGUGUUAAAGGGGACCUCAAAAAGCCUUUUGACAAAGCCUGGAAGGAUUAUGAAACCAAAUUUACAAAAAUUGAAAAGGAAAAAAGAGAACAUGCAAAACAGCAUGGGAUGAUAAGAACUGAAAUAACCGGAGCUGAGAUAGCAGAGGAAAUGGAGAAGGAAAGGCGGCUAUUUCAGCUACAGAUGUGUGAAUAUCUUAUUAAGGUUAAUGAAAUCAAGACAAAAAAAGGUGUGGACCUUCUGCAGAACCUUAUUAAGUAUUAUCAUGCACAAUGCAAUUUCUUCCAAGAUGGCUUGAAAACAGCUGAUAAACUUAAACAAUAUAUUGAAAAGUUGGCUGCUGACUUAUAUAAUAUAAAGCAGACACAAGAUGAAGAAAAGAAGCAACUUACUGCUCUUCGUGAUUUGAUAAAAUCUUCUCUGCAGCUUGAUCAGAAGGAGUCUAGGAGAGAUUCACAGAGCAGGCAAGGAGGAUAUAGCAUGCAUCAGCUUCAGGGGAAUAAGGAAUAUGGCAGUGAGAAGAAAGGUUAUCUUUUAAAGAAGAGUGAUGGGUUAAGGAAAGUAUGGCAAAGAAGAAAGUGCACUGUUAAAAAUGGAAUUCUUACCAUAUCACAUGCAACGUCCAACAGGCAACCAGCUAAACUGAAUUUACUGACCUGCCAGGUGAAGCCAAAUGCUGAAGAUAAGAAGUCUUUUGAUCUAAUAUCACAUAACAGAACAUACCACUUUCAAGCAGAAGAUGAACAGGAAUACGUAGCAUGGAUAUCAGUAUUGACUAACAGCAAAGAAGAAGCAUUAAAUAUGGCAUUCCGUGGAGAGCAGAGCACAGGGGAGAACAGUUUAGAGGAUCUGACAAAAGCCAUUAUUGAUGACAUACAGAGAUUACCCGGAAAUGAAGUCUGUUGUGAUUGUGGCUCACCAGAUCCAACAUGGCUAUCAACUAAUUUGGGCAUUUUAACCUGCAUUGAGUGUUCUGGAAUACAUAGGGAAAUGGGUGUCCAUAUUUCUCGAAUCCAGUCUUUGGAAUUAGACAAAUUAGGAACGUCUGAACUCUUGCUGGCCAAGAAUGUAGGAAAUACUAGUUUUAAUGAUAUUAUGGAGGGGAAUUUACCUAGUCCUUCACCUAAACCCAGUCCAUCAAGUGAUAUGACUGCACGUAAAGAAUUUAUCACUGCUAAAUAUGUGGAUCAUAAGUUCUCUAGGAAGACUUGUGCAUCUGCAGCAGCUAAACUGAGUGAAUUACUUGAGGCUGUCAAAUCCAGGGAUUUACUUGCACUAAUUCAAGUCUAUGCAGAGGGAGUAGAGCUAAUGGAGCCACUGUUAGAGCCUGGACAGGAGCCAGGUGAAACAGCACUUCAUUUAGCAGUCCGGACUGCUGACCAAACCUCUCUCCAUCUGGUUGACUUCCUUGUACAAAACUGUGGAAACCUGGAUAAGCAGACGGCAUUGGGUAAUACGGUUCUACACUACUGCAGUAUGUAUAAUAAGCCUGAGUGUUUGAAAUUGCUUUUGAGGGGGAAGCCAACUAUUGAUGUAGUAAACCAAGCUGGAGAGACGGCUCUGGACACAGCAAAAAGAGUGAAAGCUGUCCAGUGCGAAGAACUGCUUUCUCAAGCCAAGGCAGGAAAGCUAAACCCACACGUCCAUGUAGAGUAUGAAUGGAAUCUUCGGCAGGAAGAAAUUGAUGAAAGCGAUGAUGACUUAGAUGAUAAGCCUAGUCCUAUAAAAAAAGAAAGAUCUCCAAGACCCCAAAGCUUUUGUCACUCUUCGAGCAUUUCUCCCCAAGACAAAUUGACUCAUCCUGCAUUUAGCACUCCUAGAGACAAGCAAAGACUCUCCUACGGAGCUUUUACCAAUCAGAUCUUUGCUUCUACAAGCACAGAUUCACCCACCUCUCCAACUGCAGACGCUCCUCCUCUCCCUCCUAGAAAUGCUGGCAAAGGCCCACCUUCAACCCUCCCUCUAAGCACUCAAACCUCUAGUGGCAGCUCCACUCUUUCCAAGAAGAGACCACCUCCCCCACCCCCAGGACACAAAAGAACCCUCUCUGACCCACCAAGCCCACUACCUCAUGGACCCCAGAAUAAGGGCCCAAUUCCUUGGGGUAAUGAUUUGGGCCCACCUUCAACUAAGGCUGCAAACAAGUUUGAGGGGAUGUCUCAGCAGUCAAGCACUGGGACUGCAAAGACUGCACUUGGCCCUAGAGUUCUUCCCAAACUACCUCAAAAAGUGGCACUAAGAAAAAUAGAAACCAGUCAUCAUCUUUCAAUAGAUAAAUCCCAUCAGCACACGGAAAUCUUUCAGAAGCCCUCGCUGUCCAUCGAUAUACCACAGAAACCACAACCUGGAGACUUGCCCCCAAAGCCUCUGCCUCUGGAAUUAACUCAGAAACCUCAAGUGGGAGAAUUACCCCCAAAGCCUGUAGAACUGCCCCCAAAGCCUCAGCUAGGAGACUUGCCACCAAAACCACAACUUGGAGACUUACCUCCAAAGCCGCAAAUGAAGGACCUUCCUCCCAAACCUCAGCUAGGAGAGCUGUUGGCGAAAACUCAAGGUGGAGAAGCCUCAGCGAAGCCACAGCCCUCAGAGGCAAAUCAAAAAUCUCACUCCUUAGAUCUUUCUCCAAACGUACAAUCCAGAGACACCGUCCAAAGGCAAGCAUCUGAAGAGUCGAAUGACAUAACACACACCCUGCCAGAAACCCCUGUGCCACUUCCCAGGAAAAUAAAUAUGGGGAAAAACAAAGUAAGGCGAGUGAAGACCAUUUAUGACUGUCAGGCAGAUAAUGAUGAUGAGCUCACGUUUGUUGAAGGAGAAGUAAUUAUUGUAACUGGUGAAGAGGACCAAGAGUGGUGGAUUGGCCACAUCGAAGGACAGCCAGAGAGGAAAGGGGUCUUUCCAGUGUCCUUUGUGCACAUUCUGUCAGACUAGUAAAACAAACAAACAAACAAAAUCCUAAACUUGAGCAUUGCACAUUCUUCAUGCAAGACGGGCUUUUUAGCAAAAGCGAACGCUGCUGCCUCCCUGUAAUCCUGUGCACAACUGUAUAUAUAGCUGCUGUUACAAAUUAAGAAUUCAUUUAAGUUUCACCUCAUGAGGUUGAAUUAUAUGUAUUGUAAAUAUACUGUGUUAUUCUGCCUUCGCCAGUAUUAUGGUAGCCUUGGAACCUGGCACGCCUUAUUGGGUUCGUUGAAGCCAUCCUCGGCAUCUAGCACUUACAUCUCUGUCUUUGCUGUUCAAAAUCCGUAGGAACUGCCAGCUUUCCAAACGUAGGUGGUCUCCGUCAACCAUGUAACUGUACAGAAAUGACUGUUCCUAAUAACUCGGUAUUCUCAAUAUACAGUUAGCAGAAAGUUAGAAUGAGUGAAUGGUUUUGGACAAUUUAAAAAUCAGCCUGCAGUUUCUAAGUGUAUGCAGUUUACAGCUAUAAAACCCACUUCAGUAUUUAUUUAAUAUAGUGCUCAGUUAAGUGUAAUUAUGAAGACAAAUAUUCACUGACUUUACAGAUAACAGUAAUGUUUUAUGGUGUGCAUACAGCAUUUCAUGUUUAUACUAUGUGGACCUAUGCCAAACUGUGAUUGCAGUUCCCCUGUGAUAUUACCUCACUAUAAAAAGUUACAAAUUUAUUUCAUUCGAAAACUUCUUUUAAUGAAAAUUAGUCCUAUUGUUCUUUAGUAGAUAUAUGUGAAAUUUGCUGGUUUCUUUCACUGAAUUCUUAGUAACCAAGGACUUCUAGAAAACGUUAACUGUUGACAUUAUGCAUGCAUUUAGACGCUUACUUGAAACCUGCCUUUGUACAAAAGUAGUCCUGUAGUCAUAUAGCUACAUUUGAGGAAAAGAACAUUUUAACUUAGUUGCUAUUCAGAUUAACGUGAGCUUGCGACAGUAUUUGUUUAUAGCUAAAUUGGCUCUUGGAAAAAAGAUUUUGUGGGUUGUUUUUUUUUUUUUUCCCCCCCUCUGUCUUCAACCUUGCUAAAAGUUAGUUACCUAAAAUAAAAUUUCUUAAGUGGUAAUAUAAGGAUAAAUUUAAAUUAUUUUUAAUCGCUCUAAAAAGUGGAAGUUGAGACGACCUCUCAUGCCUUUGAUCAGGCUGUUAAUGGCAGAACCCAGAUCACAAGUAUCAGGCUGGUUUUAGCGGAGUUCACCAAACUGUGACUGUCGUAGUCUUCGUUCAAAGCACCGAGCAACAGACAGACUGUUACAAAGCUAAUUUCGAAGAAAAUCUGUGGAUGGCUGCAUUUUACCUGAGGUUUCUUGAAAGUUGGUAUGAAGUUGCAUUGCCAGAAGACACUUCAAUGCGUUACCGAAACCUUUCAUUUCCUAUGUCACUUCCAACGUCCUUUUUUAACUUUGAAGCAUAACGCAGUUGUGUUCUCCCCAUGGUUUGUCCGUAGCAGGUUCCAUGACUUUCGUACGUAGUUUUGUAUUACUCGCUUUAAAUGUUAUUUUGGCUUCAGUACCUAGUACUGCGAUUUCAAAGCAGAUUGUCUCGGCUGCCUGGAAAGAUUUACAUUUCAUCAAAACACAUCUCAGUCUUUCUGAGGGCUUUCAUUUUUAAUUCAGUUUUACGAGACUGUAGUCAGUGAAUAUUUAAUUCUGUUUGUGGUUACGAUAGAAACAAGUAUCAGUCUAAACCCCACAUGGAAAAAACGCAAAACAUUUAUUAACUGUUAAUGGGUUUUAUCAUUUAUAACAAAAGUUUAUUGGGGAAAAAAAUACAAUUACGCAAUGAGUGAGCAAGCCUGCUGGCAUCUAAUCUUCAGUAUUACCAGCUCCAGUAUUUCAGACUUUAUUCUGGUUUUUUAUGGAAAGGAAGUCAGGAUUAGCAUUUAUUUAGCAUUCCAUUUUAUCCAUUACUACAAUGUUUUAAGUUGCAUUAAAGAACAAAACCUAUUCACUUUUGUGGUCAAUUGUAUUUUUAAGUGAUCUUGAAAUAAACUGAUGAAAGCAAAUCACAUAAAGAAAACCUAGGCAUGUAAAAUUAUGUAGAGUCAAAUGUCUAUUCUUUUCUACGCUCUUUAAAAUAGUAUACAUAUGCAUUUUAUAAAAUUAAAUGAGUUCCAUCGGGAACAAUAGUUCUGUUUAUUCUGGCUUAUUGUGGGUCAUAAGAAAUCUGAAAAUGUAUGAUAUUGAUUGAGUUUAAGUACAGUAUUAUAUUUGAACUCAAUGAGCCACUGUCUGCAAUUUUGUACAUGACAUAGUAUUUGGAAAGUCUAAAUCUUUAUGGAAAAUUAGCUGAUAAGGGGUUGGGGGGAGGGGCAGGGGAAGGUGCCCCCAGAGGGGGAAGUAUGCUCUGCAGAUGAUGUCUUAUUUACUGUUGAACAACAGUUGCUAUUUAUUUUUUUAUUACAUAGUACAUCAACGUGUACAGAAAUCCGAUCUGGUCAUGCCACUAGUUAAAAUCUUGACUUCUCAUUGAAUGUUAAGGUAAAACAUCAGUACACAUGUCUAUUCACAUGUAUUUAAUGUGACAGUUUUUGAGUACUGUAUGUGUUAAUUUCUACUUUUUUAAUAUUUAAAAUUGCUUUUAAAUAAAUGUAUUCAGUUGAUCCCAGAUAUCUGAACGAGGCCCUUUUGUCAACUGGAAUAUCUUCUAGGGAGAAAGUCUGGAUUCCAAACAGGUAGACUUUAAAACACUUGAAAUGUUUUCUCUUGAUUAUGGAGCACCCCUUAUAUAAUGCAACUAAAUGUGUAUCUCUUUAACAGCUGUUAAAUAUGGAUGCAAUUGCCUUUAUCUGGAAAACUUUACUUACUAAAGCUAGCAUCAAAACACUUAUUUUGUCCAUGAGUUUCCGUUGCUUUCUCCCUGGCUUCAGUAGGCUCUCUGGAAAGCCAGCCCCGUGCGUCUUGUCUUCUGCAGCUGCCCUUUGGGUUGAAAAGAACCGCUCGGCGUGUCCCUCUGUCCCUCUGUGCCUCUCCUCUGUCCGUGGGCAGCAGCAGGAUUCCCGACCCCGACAGCAGCUCCCAAAGCGACUCGGGCAGUACUAACCCCUCCCGGGUGCAGUGACUUUAUGGCUUAGCAUUUCAGCUCCCACCCAGCUUGCAGAGUUUAAUUUUCCCCUCCCUGACUCUGUUCUUGGAAGUUUUUCAUUUUGACUUUCACCUCUCGAAACUGCUCCAGAAAGAACAA